Messenger RNA from Leptidea sinapis, 949 nucleotides. RefSeq lists its product as uncharacterized. The record is from RefSeq and is a predicted model, not a curated record. The transcript is spliced from 5 exons. Lineage: Eukaryota; Metazoa; Arthropoda; Insecta; Lepidoptera; Pieridae. The coding region runs from base 224 to 892 and encodes 222 amino acids.
AAUGUUUAUCUUUUAGUCUGGAGAUAUUCUAAUUUUUUAUUAAUUAGAUAUUCUUAUUAAUUAAAAAUUAGAUAUUAUUAAUUAGAUAUUCUAAUAUUUAAUUAAAUCAUUCUUCUAUUAAAAAAAUACCUUGGUAAAUGACUAUAAAAUAAAAUUUGUUUUAGGCAUCAGUCUAUUUAAAAAAAAUAUCAGUUUUUGCACUGAAUAACCUACUAAAAUAGAAAUGGAAACUGAUUUACCAAAAUCUGCAUUAGCUUAUUAUGUACGAUUAUACUGCAAAAAAAGAAAUUCCCACAAAAGUUCGGAAAAACAUCAUCACCUUCAGGAAGAAGCAACAAAGUCGUGGAUAAAAUUAGACCCUUCUGAAAAGCAAUACUUCAUAGAAAAAUAUGAUGAAUAUCAAAAUAAUGUUAAAAGUUUUGCUAACAAACUUCGGAGUGCAGUUCCAUAUCUAAAGGAAAAACAUAUAGACAAUCAAAAUGUAACUGCUAUAAAUACAUUGACAGAAUGUAGGCAUCACACAACAAUAAAUGAUUCCAUUGCUAGUAGCCAUGAUGUCAACUGUGAAAUUACCCAAGAUGAACAGCAUCAUGAGUCUAAUGAGAAUCAAGCCAAUUUGACAUCACAAUUGAGAAAUUUACAAGAAAGUAUAUAUUCAGCGUUGGAACCAACUCCACCAAAAAUAAUGACUGGUCAACAACUUUUCGAAAUAAUACAAGAGAAUUCAGAAAAUCCAGUCACAUGGAAAUCUCUUUCAGAAGUUCGAAAGCGUAGAUUUCAUAACGCUGUUUGCAAAAUAAAAAGGGCAUUUUAUUUUGAAUACAAAAAAUAUUUGGAAAGCUUACCAGACGAAAAACUUUACGUGUAUUACAAAAAUGUUACAGGGACAUAAUGUAUGAAUUUUUAUGUUUGUAUAAAGCCAAUAAAACAUUGUUAUAAGUUAACUAAA